AUGCCUCCGCAGCUCGGUGACAAUCCUUCCUACCGAGAUGAGGAAAACGACGACGAGGAGCGCGACCUGCUCGACGAGGGCCGUCGACGAGCGGGACGCAUUUUAGGUGGCUUCAUUGAUUUCGCCUUUCAAGGCAACGUCCUCGAGAUUGCAUUUGGCCUGAUUCUCGCGUCAAUGUUCACUGCUGUCGUCACUUCCUUUGUCAGCGAUAUCCUGCUGCCCCCGCUCUCUGUGCUGCUGCCGCUGAACAAGAAUUUGGAGGAGAAGUUCGCCGUGCUGCGAGCCGGCCCGAAUGAGCCUUCUGAUGGCGGGUAUAACACGCUGAAGCAGGCGCAGGAGGAUGGCGCCGUUGUGAUGGCUUACGGAUUCUUUGUUAACCGACUUUUGAAUUUCAUGGGCGUCGGGUUUUCACUGUAUGGCCUGGCGGCGCUGUACCAAUAUCUCUCGAAAGAUCCCAUCAUCAAGCACACGGUCAAGUGCCGGUACUGCCGUAAGAGGAUUAACGACAAGGCUUUGCGUUGCGUCAAUUGCAGCAGCUGGCAAGACGGCAGGGAGGAUCGGACUUAG
Canariomyces notabilis is the source of this 567-nucleotide messenger RNA. RefSeq names its product gated mechanosensitive channel. The record is from RefSeq and is a predicted model, not a curated record. Gene Ontology annotation, biological process: monoatomic ion transport. Gene Ontology annotation, cellular component: membrane. The coding region runs from base 1 to 567 and encodes 188 amino acids. Gene Ontology annotation, molecular function: mechanosensitive monoatomic ion channel activity. The transcript has 3 exons. NCBI's taxonomy places the organism in Eukaryota, Fungi, Ascomycota, Sordariomycetes, Sordariales, Chaetomiaceae.